This is a messenger RNA of Cryptomeria japonica (Japanese cedar), 2209 nucleotides long. RefSeq names its product serine/arginine-rich splicing factor RSZ21. Gene Ontology annotation, cellular component: nuclear speck. Lineage: Eukaryota; Viridiplantae; Streptophyta; Pinopsida; Cupressales; Cupressaceae. Gene Ontology annotation, molecular function: RNA binding; zinc ion binding. The coding region runs from base 241 to 795 and encodes 184 amino acids. The record is from RefSeq and is a predicted model, not a curated record. Gene Ontology annotation, biological process: mRNA splicing, via spliceosome. The transcript has 5 exons.
ACAAUUUUAUUGUUAACCCAUUUUUUCUUUCUAUUUCUAAAAUUCCAAAUCUCCUCUGGUGGUAUUCGACCUCCGUAGUUAAGCUCGUCACUCUGGCCUUAUUUUUAUUUCUUCACAUGCCCAUUUUCUGUUAUAUCUGUCUCAGAAAUCGGCCUAGCGAUCCAAAUCAGUGUUUGCUUAAUAUUUUUACCAUUGUUUGUCUUGGAAGACGUAGUUGAAAGUUAGUCAAGCUAAGAAGAAAUGGCUCGCAUAUACGUGGGGAAUUUGGAUCCCCGUGUAACCGAGCGGGAGCUGGAGGAUGAGUUUAGAGUAUUUGGUGUACUGCGCAGUGUGUGGGUAGCUCGGAAACCACCUGGCUUUGCUUUCAUUGAAUUUGAGGAUCGUAGGGAUGCAAAUGAUGCUGUACGGGGUUUGAAUGGUAAGAAUGAUUGGAGGGUUGAGCUUUCCCGCAGUUCUGGUGGAGGUGCACGUGGGAGUCGUGGAAGAGGAGGAGAUGAUCUUAGCUGCUAUAAAUGUGGCGAAUCUGGCCACUUUGCACGUGAGUGUAAUCUACGAUCGGGCAGGGCAGACUAUGGCGGCCGACCUAGAAGUCGCAGUCCACGGUAUCGUCGGAGUCCAAGUUAUGGAAAGAGUGCCUGCAGUCCGGUGCGCAGGAGCUACUCACCACGCCGUUAUUCUCCAUAUCGAGCGCCAGUCCGUUCCCCUCAGCCUCAUCGUGACUAUGCAGCACCUCGAGUUGCAAAUGGGAGUCCACAUUAUAGAGAUCGUCUCCGGUACAGAAGUCGCAGCCCGUGACAACCUGGAUGUCUUUUGCAGGUGAACAGAUUUGUCUUCUGCAACUUUUCAGCAUAUUGUGUCAUGUUUGGAGGUUUAGAGAAAUGACUACCAGGAAUGAGUUUACAUUUUACAAUUGUUGGCUUUGGGAGCCAUGUUAGGUCAGGAUAUUCUACUAAAUGAUGGCUACUCAAAGGAAAUAUUCGUCUUAUUCCAUCGUGCAUCCAGUUUAUUUUAGCUUCUUGAUCAUACUGUUAAUCUGAAGCUGAGGCUGGUUGAUUCUGCAUGAAUUUUCUUCCUCGGUUCUUUGAUCUGUUCAGUUGUAAACUUGAAUGCCAAAAUAUUUUUGUCUGGACUUCUCAACUGAGACCGUAGAGCAUUUUUUUAUUUUGGCUAUUUAGACAUUAAAUGUCAAAGGCCCAGAUUUUAUCUGUGUUCUGAUAAGAUUAAAUGCUGGAGAAAUGUGGAACUUCAUUAUCUUCAUUGCUGCUCUGGUUAUUCUACUAAUGGGCUUCUUGGACUUCAUUGCAACUUCGUGGUCUGGUUAUUCUUCUACUGCAUCUAAUAAUGGGCUUCUUGGACUACAUUGCAACUUCAUGAUGUUGUUACUCUACUUCUGCAUAUACUAAUGGGCUGCUUGGACUUCAUUGCAACUACAUCUUCUGGUAAUUCUACUUCUGUAUCUAUUAAUGGGCUUCUUGCAACCCCAAUUUGCAUCAGCUGUGCAUCCGAUACCUGACUAGAAAAAUCAUCCUGCUGCCAUUUUAGAAUGAGCUUUUUAGUAUUUAUAGUAUGCUUCAGAUGCAUGUAAGAUUGCUAAGAUAGUGAGAAUGCUGCCAAUCUUGCUCGCCUUUUUCUUGGAUAAAAGAAAAAUGGAUCUACAACAGGCUUAAUCUGCUUCCUCGUCACUUACUCGAACUUUGCAGAUGUUUUCUUUCUUUUAAGCAGAAGCUCCUCUUUUUCCCACCUGUCACUUGAACGUUGUGUUGGGGAUUUUAUGCACUGCCAUCCAGCCUGUCACCUGCUCUCAGAAUUUCAAUCAUGUGAACAUUUCUUGAGUGGAUCUACCAGUGGAAAUGCUUUCAUCAACAUUGUUAACAGGUGCAAUGGUGACAGACUUCUUUCAUCUGGGGUAGGCUUUCUUGUGGCACACUUAGUGAAAAUUUUAUAGGAUUUUGUGUCGCAUCACAACAGUUUAGUACUGAAACUUUUGUGGAUUGGUUCAACACAAGAUUCGAGUCACAUUUAUUGGCCAAAUUUGACUCUACACACAUCCCAUUAUAUGGGCCCAGUUUAACUCUACACAUCCCAUUAUAUGGAGAUGUAAUGUAGCAAAAUACAUAAUUUUAGUCAGUGAGUUUCCACAGAUUUUAGCCAUUGUGGAGACAAUUUAAACCAAAAUUAUUAAUGUUAUGUUAAACUUAUUCUUAUGUUA